AUGCUGAGCGUUGGCGGCGGUCGUUCGGCGGUAUGCCGUGCCGUAAUAGCCACUUCCAUCGUCUGGCUUCUCAUCGACGUCGUCAUCCUCUUCUACUAUCUGGAUCCAUCGUCAUCACAGCAACAAAUUCAAGAUGAUAGAAUUCUAACCCGAGGCCAACGACGGAUAGGUCCUGAACCACUAGCGGCUGGACCACCCCAAGAUUCAAAAAAUUCACAAAAAUCGUCAGAGCGCGACGCCCAACAAGUGUUUCCAGUCGAUAAGGAGACUGCUGAGCAGUUGAGGAAAUUGAUGAAUACCCAAGCAUUCGGACCCGGCUAUCAUGGACAAGGCGGCACUGGGGUUACAGUACCCGAGGACCAAAAAUCGAUAAAAGAGAAACGAUUCCUGGAGAAUCAGUUCAACGUCGUCGCUUCGGAAAUGAUAUCAGUGAAUCGAACACUUCCGGAUUAUCGAUCGGAAGCAUGCCGGAAUGCAGCAGGGAACGAGAAGACUACUGUAGGACUGCCCACGACUUCUAUCAUCAUAGUAUUCCAUAACGAGGCAUGGACCACACUGUUAAGAACACUUCACUCUGUAAUCAAUCGAUCACCACGUCAUCUGCUGGAAGAGAUUAUUAUGAUUGAUGAUAAAUCGGAUAGGGACUAUUUGGUGAAGCCGCUGGACGCCUAUAUUAAGAAAUUCCCGAUUCCGGUUCACCUGGUCCAUCUGGAAGAACGCUCCGGUCUGAUCCGUGCUCGCCUGACUGGCUCCGGAAUGGCCAAAGGGAAGAUCCUUCUAUUCCUGGACGCUCACGUGGAAGUGACCGACGGAUGGCUGGAACCCCUCGUCCAUCGUGUAGCUGAAGAUCGGAAACGCGUCGUCGCCCCAAUCAUCGACGUCAUCUCAGAUGACACCUUCGAAUACGUCACGGCUUCUGAAACGACGUGGGGUGGAUUCAAUUGGCAUCUGAAUUUCCGAUGGUAUGCGGUGCCGAAGAGGGAGUUGAAUCGACGAGGAUCGGAUAGGUCGAUGCCCAUUCAAACGCCAACGAUCGCUGGAGGACUCUUUGCCAUUGACAAACAAUUCUUCUACGACAUCGGAAGCUAUGACGAAGGAAUGCAAGUUUGGGGUGGAGAGAAUUUGGAGAUCUCGUUCAGAGUUUGGAUGUGUGGAGGCUCUCUGGAGAUCCAUCCGUGCUCUCGAGUCGGUCACGUCUUCAGAAAACAGACACCGUAUACGUUCCCGGGUGGAACUGCAAAAGUGAUACAUCACAACGCCGCCAGAACGGCAGAAGUUUGGAUGGACGAAUACAAGGCAUUCUUCUAUAAAAUGGUCCCCGCGGCGAAGAAUGUGGAAGCUGGAGACGUUACGGACAGGAAGAAGUUGAGAGAGACACUUCAGUGCAAAUCGUUCAAAUGGUACCUGGAGAACAUUUAUCCUGAAGCACCUCUCCCUGCUGAUUUCCGAUCACUCGGAUCGAUUGUCAAUCGAUUCACCGAGAAAUGUAUCGAUACGAAUGGCAAGAAGGACGGGCAGGCGCCUGGAAUGCAGGCGUGUCAUGGUGCUGGCGGGAAUCAGGCGUGGUCCCUCACUGGAAAAGGCGAAAUUCGAUCGGACGAUUUGUGUCUCUCCUCUGGACAUGUCUAUCAAAUUGGAUCGGAGCUCAAGUUGGAACGAUGCUCCGUGAGCAAGCUCAACCCUAAACACAUUUUUGCGUUUGAUGCGCAGGCCGGCACCCUUUUGCACAGAAAAACUGGAAAAUGUGUGACAGGAGCGGAUCAAAGAGUCACUCUUGACGAGUGUGGUGUCGGAAGAAAAGAUCAAAUGUGGCAGCUGGAAGGAUUUCAGAUUUAA
Messenger RNA from Caenorhabditis briggsae, 1836 nucleotides. It is a transcript of the gene Cbr-gly-3, whose product is annotated as Protein CBR-GLY-3. The transcript is spliced from 9 exons. The record is from RefSeq and is a predicted model, not a curated record. Gene Ontology annotation, cellular component: Golgi apparatus. The coding region runs from base 1 to 1836 and encodes 611 amino acids. Lineage: Eukaryota; Metazoa; Nematoda; Chromadorea; Rhabditida; Rhabditidae.